AUGCCUGCUCCCGUGGGAACUCCUCAGACUCUUUACGACAAGGUCUUUUCAGCACACAUUGUCGACGAGAAGUUGGAUGGCACGAUUCUUCUUUACAUUGACCGACACUUGGUCCACGAAGUGACAUCACCACAAGCCUUUGAGGGCCUCGAGAAUGCAGGCCGAAAGGUCCGAAGACCGGAUUGUACUUUGGCUACCACUGAUCACAACGUCCCCACAUCUUCCCGCAAAGCCCUGAAGGAUAUUGCUUCUUUUAUCGAGGAGGACGAUUCGCGAACACAAUGUGUUACCCUGGAGGAGAAUGUCAAGAAAUUCGGUGUCACAUACUUCGGCCUCGGCGACAAGCGACAGGGUAUUGUCCACAUCAUUGGCCCCGAGCAAGGCUUCACUCUCCCCGGAACCACCGUUGUUUGUGGUGACAGCCACACCUCGACACAUGGCGCCUUCGGUGCUCUGGCCUUUGGUAUCGGUACCAGUGAGGUUGAGCACGUUCUUGCAACCCAGUGCCUGAUUACCAAGCGAAGCAAGAACAUGAGAAUACAGGUCGACGGUGAGCUGGCCCCCGGUGUCAGCUCAAAGGACGUUGUCCUCCAUGCCAUCGGUCAGAUCGGUACUGCUGGAGGUACUGGUGCUGUUAUUGAGUUCUGUGGUUCUGUUAUCCGCAGCCUGAGCAUGGAGGCUCGCAUGUCCAUCUGCAACAUGUCCAUUGAGGGUGGUGCCCGUGCUGGUAUGGUCGCUCCCGAUGAGAUCACCUUUGAAUAUCUCAAGGGUCGCCCCCUGGCCCCCAAGUAUGGCUCUGAGACUUGGAACAACGCUGUUGCCUACUGGAAGUCCCUCCAGUCGGAUCCCGGUGCCAAGUAUGAUAUCGAUGUCUUCAUUGAUGCUAAGGAUAUUGUCCCUACUCUUACCUGGGGAACCAGUCCCGAAGACGUCGUACCCAUCACGGGCUGCGUUCCUGACCCUGAGACCUUUAGCAGCGAGAGCAAGAAGGCUGCUGGUCGUCGCAUGCUUGAGUACAUGGGCCUGACCGCUGGAACCCCCAUGGAGGAGAUUCCCGUCGACAAGGUUUUCAUCGGAUCCUGCACCAACGCCCGAAUUGAGGAUUUGCGAGCUGCUGCCAAUGUUGUCAAGGGCCGCAAGGUUGCUGAUAACAUCAAGCGCGCCAUGGUCGUUCCUGGCUCUGGUCUUGUCAAGGCUCAGGCCGAGGAGGAGGGACUUGAUCAAAUCUUUGUCGAUGCCGGUUUCGAGUGGCGAGAGGCUGGUUGCAGUAUGUGCCUGGGCAUGAACCCUGACAUUCUGGCCCCUAAGGAGCGAUGUGCCAGUACAUCGAACCGAAACUUUGAAGGUCGACAGGGUGCCCUCAGCCGAACUCAUCUUAUGUCUCCUGUCAUGGCUGCUGCCGCUGCCCUUGUUGGCAAGCUGGCCGAUGUGCGCAAGCUAUCCCACUAUACCCACCAGUCCGCCUUCAAGGCCCGUGAGCUCCCCGUCGAGGAGCCUCAUGUGGACGAGCGAACCAAGGACGACUCCGAGGAGCGCGAACUGAUUGGUGACCAGCCCCAGGACUCUCAACCUCACACCAACACCCUAGUCAGCACUGCCGGCUCCGCUUCUGGUCUGCCCAAAUUUACUAUCUGGAAGGGCACUGCCGCUGCUCUGGACCGAUCCAACGUCGACACCGAUGCCAUCAUCCCUAAGCAGUUCCUCAAGACUAUCAAGCGAACCGGUCUUGGGACCGCUCUCUUUUACGAGCUUCGAUACAAGGAGGAUGGAUCUGAGGACCCCGACUUCGUCUUGAACCAGGAGCCUUUCCGAAACACCAAGACCUUGGUUGUUACUGGUCCCAACUUUGGAUGCGGUAGUUCUCGAGAGCACGCCCCUUGGGCCCUUCUCGACUUCGGCAUUAAGUGUAUUAUUGCUCCCUCUUUUGCAGAUAUCUUCUUCAACAACACUUUCAAGAACGGCAUGCUUCCCAUCCGUAUCGACAACAAGAAUGACCUGGACGCCAUUGCCGCUGAAGCUCGCGCCAACCGAGACAUUGAAGUCGAUCUCCCUAACCAGCUGAUCAAGAACGCUGCUGGCGAGACUAUCUGCUCAUUUGACGUCGAGGAGUUCCGCAAACACUGCCUGGUCAACGGCCUCGACGAUAUCGGCCUGACUAUGCAGCAGGAGGAAAAGAUUUCCGAGUUUGAGCGAAGCAUGACACAAAACACUCCUUGGCUCGACGGUUCAGGCUACCUGAAGCGUCCUGGACAGGGUGGUAAGCUGGCCGCCAAGGCCGUGCCCAUUCCCAAGACAAAUCGUGGUGAGGAGAAGAAGGAACCUCUCGAGUGGUAA
Molecule: messenger RNA, 2334 nt
Organism: Fusarium pseudograminearum CS3096
Lineage: Eukaryota; Fungi; Ascomycota; Sordariomycetes; Hypocreales; Nectriaceae
Exons: 4
Coding region: 1-2334 (777 amino acids)
Biological process (GO): L-leucine biosynthetic process
Cellular component (GO): 3-isopropylmalate dehydratase complex
Molecular function (GO): 4 iron, 4 sulfur cluster binding; 3-isopropylmalate dehydratase activity
Source: RefSeq, a predicted model, not a curated record